AUGGUCUUCCCGUCCCUUCCAAUCUAUCUAGAUCCACCCAACUGGUCACAACAGCAACCUAAUCAGCCAGCAGGAAUUGGCACCCAGAAUUCACAGAUUCUACCAUCUUUGCAGCCGCCACCUUCAUCGGUGGCGGCUGUUAUCGGAGGUGGUGGUGGUUAUCAAGGCUCUAUUAGACCAGGAUCCAUGGCUGAUCGAGCAAGGAUGGCAAAGAUACACCAACCUGACGCAGCACUCAAAUGUCCACGAUGUGAUUCUUCCAACACCAAGUUUUGCUACUACAACAACUAUAGCCUUUCACAGCCUCGCCACUUUUGCAAGACUUGCCGUCGUUACUGGACCAGAGGAGGUGCACUCAGAAACGUGCCAGUUGGAGGUGGCUGUAGAAGGAACAAAAGAAACAAAGGAAGUAGCGGUAGAUCAAAGUCUCCUAUGAAACCCUCAACAGGUUCUACCUCUGCAAGUGCUAAUUCUUCUUCUAGUGGCUGCACCACUGAUCAUGUGAUGAUGACUCACUUGCCAACUCCAACACAAACUCAAUUUCCAUUUUUAACCUCUUUGCAUCAUUAUAAUAGUGACUACGUUUCUGGGGGCAUUGGAUCUCAUUUUGGGGAGAUCACGACACCUUUGGUGGCUAGAAAUGGCAGUGAUGUUGAGUUCCAAAUUGGCACUACUUCAGCUUCAUCACUUGGUAAUAGUGGUGGGGCUAUGCUGUCAAAUGGCCUUGGUGAGCAAUGGCGGUUGAACAAUCUGCAACAAGUUCAACAUCAGUUCCCUUUCUUGGGCAAUAAUUUGGAGCCACAAGCUGGGGUGUUUCAGUUUGGUGGUGGAGAAAAUAAUAAUGCCGAACCGCCAAGUUUUGCAAAGGAUGGAAGCCGGUUUAAUAUUCGUUCUAAAAUGGAUUCUAUUUCUAGUCUAAGUGGAAUAAUGCCUCAGCUUAACACGAUAAAGGUGGAAGAAAAUCAAGGUUUCAGUUUGCCAAAAAAUCUCUUGAUGGGUAAUUCGGGAAAUGAUGUACUUUGGAAUGGAAGUGGAAAUGCAUGGAGUGAACUUCCUUGUUUCACUCCUUCACAUAAUCAGUUGUCGUGA
This is a messenger RNA of Sphenostylis stenocarpa, 1089 nucleotides long. NCBI's taxonomy places the organism in Eukaryota, Viridiplantae, Streptophyta, Magnoliopsida, Fabales, Fabaceae. The record is from the annotation of a GenBank genome assembly.